Pundamilia nyererei is the source of this 4321-nucleotide messenger RNA. Its product is annotated as protein kinase C epsilon type-like. The record is from RefSeq and is a predicted model, not a curated record. Gene Ontology annotation, biological process: protein phosphorylation. The transcript is spliced from 15 exons. Gene Ontology annotation, molecular function: diacylglycerol-dependent serine/threonine kinase activity; ATP binding. The coding region runs from base 792 to 3086 and encodes 764 amino acids. NCBI's taxonomy places the organism in Eukaryota, Metazoa, Chordata, Actinopteri, Cichliformes, Cichlidae.
UUGCGUCGCACUCCCCCGUCUGUCACAUCAGGCUCCGCUAAAUCUGACGUGUUUUUCGCAUUUCCUGCACCAGAGAGAGAGAGAGAGCGCGCGCGCGAGAGAGAGACGGAGACACACAGCGGUGUCGGGAGGCUGUGUCCACUGGAAGUUGAGCUCAAACAGCUGCACUGGACUGACACCAGGCCGUGCACCAAGCAGCAGGAGCCCGUUUUGACACAUCCACCCACCGCCCCCCUUCUCUCCGCCCCUGCUGCGGUCGUUACCGGCCGCUGUCUGGUUCGCAGCUCGAACAUCUCCAGUGCGCCGCGGCGGCUGGCAGCAGGUAUUUGGAGCCUCCCACCCUCCGCACGGUGCAAUGCAACGCAGGCCAGUGCUUCCAGGGAGCCCCGCUGCAGCUAACAGAGCUUUUUAAUACCUCGAAGGUAAACACCAUGACAGAGCGACUCACAUCUGGGGCCUCUGCUCGUAUGUGCGCCGUAGCUAUUCAUGUUUCUUCCGUGCACUUCUGAAGGCUUCCCGGGCUAACGGUCGCUUUUCCGCCACUGAAGUUCAGUUUCUGGGGGGAAAUUUUGUAGCAUAAUCGACAAGUGCAGACGUUUCGAGACACGACAGCAGCUUGGUGUGCUUGGUGACUGCACUCUCUCCUUCAUAUCGGAGUGGAAGGAACACGCUCUGCCCGGAGGACCACCGGUUGAACGGAGCUGUUAUUCAAAGCGCUAAAGCACGGCUGAUUUGGGGGUGUUUGAGGAGAAAGGUGUCCUGUGGUUUUACUGGAAGCGCGUUUCAUCGCCAUGGUGGUCUUCAACGGGCAGCUGAAGAUCAGGAUCCGCGAGGCUCUGGACCUCAAACCCACAGCUUGGUCCCUGCGUCACGCCGUCGGUCCCAAGACUCAGACCUUCCUCCUGGACACGUACAUCGCCCUCAACGUGGACGACUCUCGCGUGGGCCAGACCUCCACCAAGCAGAAGACCAACAGCCCCACGUGGAAUUACGAGUUCAUCACGGAGGUCCACGACGGCCGCAAGAUAGAGCUAUCAGUUUUCCACGACGCGCCCAUUGGCUACGACGACUUCGUGGCCAACUGCAUCAUCCAAUUCGAGGACAUCCUGCAGAACAGCAGCAAGCACUUUGAGGACUGGAUUGACCUGGAACCAGAGGGGAAGGUGUAUGUUGUUAUUGACCUAUCAGGAUCUUCCAGUGAAGCAGCGGCAGGCUCUACCGAAAAUGAGGAGCGUGUGUUUCGACAGCGGAUGCGUCCCAGGAAGCGUCAAGGUGCCGUCCGUCGGAGAGUCCACCAAGUCAACGGACACAAGUUCAUGGCCACCUACCUGAGACAGCCCACGUACUGCUCGCACUGCAGGGACUUUAUCUGGGGGGUUUUAGGAAAGCAGGGCUAUCAGUGUCAAGUGUGCACCUGUGUUGUCCACAAGCGCUGCCAUGAGCUGAUCAUUACCAAAUGUGCCGGCAUGAAGAAGCAGGACGACCUGGUCGGGGAGGUGGGGUCUCAGAGAUUCAGCGUUAAUGUCCCGCACAAGUUCAGCAUCCACAACUUUAAAGUUCUCACCUUCUGUGACCACUGUGGGUCUCUGCUGUGGGGUCUGAUGCGACAGGGACUCCAGUGUAAAGUUUGUAAGGUGAACGUACACAGACGCUGUGAGAGCAACGUAGCUCCAAACUGUGGCGUUGAUGCCAGAGGGAUCGCUAAAGUCCUGUCUGACCUCGGAGUCACUCCAGACAAGAUCUCUAACAGCGCCCAGAGACGGAAAAAGCUUACUCAGGCUCAGGAUCCUCAGCAGCCGUUAUCAGGGAUCCCUCAGAUAGAAGACGAUCGCUCAAAGUCUGCCCCCACCUCCCCGUGUGAUCAGGACGUGAAGGAGCUGGAGAACAUCCGGAAGGCUCUGUCAUUUGACCACCGCGGAGAGGAGCACAAAACACACCCACUGUCUUCCUCCUCGUCUGUGGACACGGUAACGUGUGACACGCACACAGGAGGUGAUGGGAACAGCGUCGGAGAGGAAAGCGAAGAAAGUCAGGCGAAUGGCGAGGUCAAAGGUCACAGCGCUCCAGAGGCCAAGAGGAUGAACCUGCAUGACUUUGUGUUUAUCAAAGUUCUGGGGAAAGGAAGCUUUGGAAAGGUGAUGCUGGCGGAGAUGAAGGGCACAGACGAGGUUUAUGCCGUCAAGGUGCUGAAGAAAGACGUGAUCCUGCAGGAUGACGACGUGGACUGCACCAUGACUGAGAAACGGAUCUUAGCAUUGGCCAGGAGACACCCCUAUCUGACACAGCUCUUCUGCUGCUUCCAGACUAAAGACCGCUUGUUCUUUGUGAUGGAAUAUGUUAAUGGAGGAGACCUGAUGUUUCAGAUCCAGCGAUCGAGGAAGUUCGAUGAGGCACGAUCUCGUUUUUACGCCGCCGAGGUCACAUCUGCCCUGAUGUUCCUGCACCGACACGGAGUCAUUUACAGAGACUUGAAGCUGGACAAUAUACUGUUGGAUGCUGAGGGUCACUGUAAGCUGGCAGACUUUGGGAUGUGCAAGGAAGGAAUUCUCAAUGGAGUCACCACCACCACCUUCUGUGGGACACCGGACUACAUAGCACCUGAGAUCCUCCAGGAGCUGGAUUAUGGUCCUUCAGUGGACUGGUGGGCGCUAGGGGUGCUGAUGUACGAGAUGAUGGCAGGACAGCCACCGUUUGAGGCCGAUAACGAAGACGACCUGUUUGAGUCCAUCCUCCACGAUGACGUGCUCUAUCCGGUCUGGCUCAGCAAGGAGGCCGUGUCCAUUCUAAGAGCGUUUAUGACUAAGAGCCCUAACAAGCGUCUGGGCUGCGUGAUGGCUCAGGGUCUGGAGGAGGCCAUUAAACUCCACCCGUUCUUUAGAGAGAUUGACUGGACGCUGCUGGAGCAGAGGAAGAUCAGACCACCGUUCAAACCUCGCAUCAAAACCAAAAGGGACGUCAAUAACUUUGACCAGGACUUCACCCGUGAGGAACCCGUUCUGACGCCUGUUGAAGAGAGCAUCAUCAAGCAGAUCAACCAAGACGAGUUCAAAGGAUUCUCCUAUUUUGGCGAUGAGACCAAAGCCUAGACACGUACAUGCCGAUGUGUAACAUUAACCACAAACACCACACCACACCUGAAAAACUUUCAAAGACACCGUAUUUAAAGAAACACGGCCUCCUGAGCUGUUCCAGGUUCUGACCACUCCAGGAAAUAUACUAGACCAUUUGUAUUACUCAUUAUGGUUUCUGUGCUCUUGUCGUUUGUCCAUUUGUGCAUAUCCCAUGGACCUCAAGCAGCAUGCAAGUGCAGGUCAGUUACUGUAAGAAAUGACCCGAUGCUCCUUCGGCUGGUUCGGAUGUGUUGUAAAAGCAGGCAGCGCGGCGGACAAAACCAAACUGAAGUAGAUACAAAGGCAAGGUCAUGUUCUCUGUGUGUGAGAGUGAGAGAGAAAUAAGAUCAUGUGUGUACAAGUGUGCAUGCAUGUGUUGUUGCACACCUCUUCUAGAGAGAGAGUCGUUUCUUUACAUGAUGUGCUGCGUCCUGUGUCUCAGUGUUUAAACAGUGUUUUUCCUUCCUACGUGUAUGUAAAUGAAAAAAAAAAAUCAUUGAACCAAUGAUUGUAUUUAAACAAGAAAUAUCUUGAAAACUGUUUUAUUCGUUAUGGAAAGAAGUGUGGAAAGGAGGUGUGAGAAAUCAGAGAUUUUUCUGACGUUAAAAGUUUAGUCUCAGUAUUCGUCAGUGCGUCAUUACCUUAAAUAAUAACUCGAGAAGAGGCAUCACUGGAGUGACACUUUGGCAUUUUAAAUUUGAGUUUAGCAUUAUGUCAGUAGUUCUGCUGUGCUCCGUUACUAACUUGCUUUUAGCUUCUCAACAUCGACAUUCCAGUUCCUCGUUAAAAAAUACAAACAAAAACAAAUGGUACUACUGUAGCUUACUACUGGGAGUGUCCAUUAUGGGGAUGAGGUUUGCUUACAGUGUUAACAAGCCGUUUUGCAUAUAACACGAUACUUGACACGGAGACACUUGUCUAGUAAAGCCAAAUAACAAGCUGGAACAAGCUGAAUCGGAAACGUCCGGGGUGCCCUUUAAAAACACGAUUCAUUUUAGCUGAAGUGCUUGUUACUGACUCUCUCGAUGCACCUUGUGGAGCGAAAUCUUCCUGGGUCAGCUCCUUAAACACCUUUGUGACCAGUUUAUCCUUGAAAUGCCUUGUGUGCGCGCGUGUGUGUACAGUAACUGUUUUACCAGUGAAUGUACUGGACCUACUGUCUCUAACAUGACAAACCAAACCCCCGUGAUUCCACAGAAAAGUCGAGGAUC